Triticum turgidum subsp. durum (durum wheat) is the source of this 312-nucleotide messenger RNA. The record is from the annotation of a GenBank genome assembly. Lineage: Eukaryota; Viridiplantae; Streptophyta; Magnoliopsida; Poales; Poaceae.
AUGGCGGCGGUGGCCCGCGCCUCCGGCUCACCCGCGAAGCGCGACGCGAAGGCCUCCUCCGCCUCCUCUUCCUUCCUCGCCUCCCCACGGGGCGGCGGUGACGGCUGCAAGGACGGCGUGCUGCGCUCGUCCCCUCCGCUCCACCAGAGGUACCCACUCCCUGUCCCCAUCCGCGCCCCGCUCGCGCUCGAGGACCCCCGAUCGCCAUCGGCCCUGGCCUCCUUCCGGAUCCUGCUCGCCAUCCUCACCUGCCUCCUCCUCGGCGCGCUCGUGUCCGCCCCCUGCGUCUGGUCGCACGUCGUGAAUCCUUGA